Molecule: messenger RNA, 714 nt
Organism: Lolium rigidum
Lineage: Eukaryota; Viridiplantae; Streptophyta; Magnoliopsida; Poales; Poaceae
Exons: 3
Coding region: 331-657 (108 amino acids)
Source: RefSeq, a predicted model, not a curated record
GCGGCCGCCACUUGCCCUUGCCUGGCUGUCGAUGCUGCUUCGGUCGCUCUACCCUUCUCCUGCUACCGGUUUCUCUCUUGCGCAUGCCGGCAUGCCGCCGGCGCGGAGAGAGACGAGCGCGACAAGGUCCGGCAGCCUUCUGGCGUCUCGAGAGAGAGAGAGAGAGUUUAAUCCUGCAAGCAUCUUUUCUUUCUUUGACCAGUAAAAUGGAUCAUUGCUGAUAAUAUUCAGAGCCAUCUGGAAGCCCUCUCCCAUUAUCCUGCAUCAGGAAUAAAUAUUCAGAGCAAGACCCGAUGGCCUCAGAUUUUCUAGCUUACUCAUCACCACUCGAUGAAGAAAACCAGGUCAACAAAGAACUUUGUCAGCUUAUUCAGUUUCCACAACGUCCAAGUAUUGGCAGAGUUCAUUUCUGAUACUUCUCUCCAGCUCCCUAGGCCGCCAGGAGUGGCCACUGUUCUAGGGAAAAAGGCAGAGUUUACAGUCCUCACUUCCAUUUUGAUUGACUUUACACCAGCUGCAGCAAAGUUUGCAACAGGGCUUCAAGCUGAAGCAGGGGCGCUCGUGAACAAAAUAUGGCAGGCGUCGGUGCCAUGUUGGCAAACUUGCUCAUCAAAUGGGAUCUGGACACCUACAUUUUGCUUCGCAUCCGCGUCGUGAUGGGAUUUCUCCUCAUUCUGCACUACGUGGCACUUGGUUUUUUGGUAGUACCGAAAA